Oryzias latipes (Japanese medaka) is the source of this 1042-nucleotide messenger RNA. Its product is annotated as microfibril-associated glycoprotein 4. Gene Ontology annotation, molecular function: extracellular matrix structural constituent; protein-macromolecule adaptor activity. Gene Ontology annotation, cellular component: fibrinogen complex. Gene Ontology annotation, biological process: fibrinolysis; blood coagulation; platelet aggregation. The record is from RefSeq and is a predicted model, not a curated record. NCBI's taxonomy places the organism in Eukaryota, Metazoa, Chordata, Actinopteri, Beloniformes, Adrianichthyidae.
AAAGCCAUAAAUGCUUCCAGACACAUCCUGCAGGCCCUGUUUUUUGGACUGUCCUGCUUCAAACAGCAACAUGAUUCAGCUGGCAUUAUUUGUAGUUCUACUUGGUCUCACAGCCUCACUGAAGUCAAACUCCAAAUUGUACCUGCCCAUUGAUUGCGAUGACAUCUAUCGCCAUGACAACACAAGCUCCAGCGGAGUGUACACAAUCUACCCAGGAGGUGCCACCACACCGCUGCACGCCUACUGUGACAUGCAGACGGAUGGAGGGCGAUGGACGGUUUUCGUCCGCAGAAUUGACGGAUCAGAAAGCUUCUUCAGGCCCUGGAAGCACUACAAGGCUGGGUUUGGUAAUGUAGCUGGAGAAUACUGGCUAGGUCUGGAUAAUAUCUUCAUGUUGACUGUGAGGAAGGAAAAUGAGCUGAGGGUGGACAUGGAGGACUGGGAUGGACUCCAGGCUUCUGCUCAGUACUCAGCCUUCUCAAUUGACUCGGAGCACAAUGGCUAUAAGGUUCACUUGGGCAGCUUCACUGGUGGAAGUGCAGGUGACAGCUUAGUAGGACACAACUCCAUGAAGUUCACCACAUUUGACAAAGACCAGGACAUGUGGGAAAAAAACUGUGCACAGCAGUUCCUGGGUGGAUUCUGGUACAAUGCCUGCCACACUGCCAACCCCACUGGCAUGUAUGCACCCGUUGGUGUCAUCCCAUUCGACAAUGUUCAUGUGACUUGGCAUGCAUGGAAGGGCUCAAGCUGCGGCCUGAAGACCAUGGCUAUGAAGAUAAGAUCGGUCUCUAAGUGUCCAUGCUCACAUUAGCACCGUUAGCAGGAGAGAAUCUUUUUCAUAAACACAGAAACUUUUUAUUGUUUGACCAAUGAGUUUCUUAGAUAACAUGGAGUCGUGUCACUGUUUGUCUGAUAAAUUUUAAAACCUGCUGGAAGUUACUGUUUUUAAAUUGGCAAAUGUGAUAUUUUACACAUUUUUGAGAAAAAUUGAACAGUGUGUCAUCUAAUUGUUAAAUAAAAUGAACGAAUGAGAAAUUUA